CUCCUCAGUGCGGGGGUCAAGCAGGCCUAGGGCCGGGCAGGGAUCUCCCCUCGGCGUGGUGGCCGGGGCGAGGACCCCUCCUGGGGCGGCGAAUCCUCCGCAUAGAAUUCUUCACCAUCGAGUCCUCUCAGUGCCGGGACCCCACCCCGGCACAGCCGUCCCCCUCCCCCCGCGCAGCCCGGUCCUCGACGCCUGCCCUUGUUUGGCCGCGCACGGGCGGGCGGCUCUCACGGUCCGCGUCACAGGCGGACGCCCCGCGGUGACGGCGACGUGCGGCCGCCCUGAGCGCGGACCUGGAGCUCAUGGCCCAGGCGAAGAUCAGCGCCAAGGCCCACGACGGCCGCUUCUGCCGCUCCUCGUCCAUGGCCGACCGGUCCAGCCGCCUGCUGGAGAGCCUGGACCAGCUGGAGCUCCGGGUUGAAGCUUUGAGAGAAGCAGCAACUGCCGUUGAACAGGAGAAAGAAAUCCUUCUGGAAAUGAUCCACAGUAUCCAGAACAGCCAGGACAUGAGGCAGAUCAGUGAUGGAGAAAGAGAAGAGUUAAAUCUGACUGCCAACCGUCUGAUGGGCCGAACCCUCACUGUUGAAGUUUCAGUAGAAACGAUUCGAAACCCUCAGCAGCAAGAAUCCUUAAAGCACGCCACGAAGAUUAUAGAUGAGGUAGUCAGUAAGUUCCUGGACGACUUGGGAAAUGCCAAGAGUCAUUUAAUGUCACUGUACAGUGCUUGUUCAUCUGAGGUGCCACCUGGUCCAGUUGAUCAGAAAUUUCAGUCCAUAGUAAUUGGUUGUGCUCUUGAAGACCAGAAGAAGAUUAAGCGAAGAUUAGAGACUCUGCUUAGGAAUAUUGAUAACUCUGACAAGGCCAUCAAGCUACUAGAGCAUUCCAAAGGAGCCAGUUCCAAAACUCUGCAACAAAACACUGAAAACAAAUUUAACUAGUCUUCAAACAUAUGGGCCCUUACAAAUAAUGAUGUGAAAAAAGAUAAAAUACAAUCUUAAGUGAUACUAGUUCUUUAUGUCAGGCAUAACCACUUAUUUGAUACUGAUAAUUAUUUCUGAUGAGGAAAUAAUUCCAGUGUCAAGUUAUUUAAAUAACAAUUAAAACUAGAAAUACUUCAGGUUACCUAUUUCAAAGUUUUUAGAUUGGAUUCUUGUGUUGUACUAGAACCUAGCAGUAUAUAUUUACCUUCGGAAGAUAGCAUGGGGCGGGGGGGGAUAAAUGCCCAAACGGGGUAAAUAUACCACUGCUAUUUCCUACUUUGGCACGGAGGCAAGCUGGCACUGAGCAGUGCACUCACAGCACACAGUGCCUCAAAGGAUAAACAUAGCAGAAUGUUGCCCUGUAUGUUCUCAGUUUUUUAGGCAUGUGUUCAUUUAUACAUCUCAUAACAUGUAUUUUUACAUAUGUGGAAGCAUGGCAUAGAAUCUGUGCAAAUCUUUUAUUUUUACCACUGUAAACAGUCAUAUCCACCUGACCUCAUUUUUUUCUUUUAAAUGCUGCCUUGAAAAUCUGUUUACCAACCUAAAAACCUCUGCUUAUGUGCUUGCACCAGUUUACUUACUCCAUCCACCUCUCCUUAGUCACUUGGAACAUAUUUAUGUACACAGAGCUUUAUUCUUUGUUUUUAUUCUUCUUUGUAUAAAUUUCCACUAAUGGGUUCACUGGGCCAAAAAUGAUAUAUACAUUUUCAUGGCCUAAAAACAUAUUUCUAAAUUUUUUCUAAGUUAUAUCAAUUUAUACUGUACUAGUAAUUAAAAGAAUCCAUUUCACUGAACUCUUUCUAGCCUUGGGCAUUAAUUUUCUGUCAUUAGACACAAAACACCUCAAUUUAGUUAACACCUUAUUUACUAACAAGGAUGACCACUUUAAUAAACCUUUUUUAUUUACUUAU
Molecule: messenger RNA, 1891 nt
Organism: Nannospalax galili (Upper Galilee mountains blind mole rat)
Lineage: Eukaryota; Metazoa; Chordata; Mammalia; Rodentia; Spalacidae
Gene: Bag2
Product: BCL2 associated athanogene 2
Exons: 3
Coding region: 303-938 (211 amino acids)
Biological process (GO): protein stabilization
Molecular function (GO): adenyl-nucleotide exchange factor activity; protein-folding chaperone binding
Source: RefSeq, a predicted model, not a curated record